Magallana angulata is the source of this 4750-nucleotide messenger RNA. RefSeq lists its product as uncharacterized. Gene Ontology annotation, molecular function: protein tyrosine phosphatase activity. The record is from RefSeq and is a predicted model, not a curated record. The transcript is spliced from 31 exons. Bases 1 to 3963 code for a protein of 1320 amino acids. Lineage: Eukaryota; Metazoa; Mollusca; Bivalvia; Ostreida; Ostreidae. Gene Ontology annotation, biological process: protein dephosphorylation.
AUGGACCUUUUCAUGUACGUUUUCAUUCUAUGUAUGAGAGGAACAACUUUAGCGUGCGAUGAUAUAUCCUACAACAAGAUCGCCACCCAAUCACACACCUAUAAUAAUAUAUAUAACCGUUACGGCGCUAGUAAAGCAGUGGAUGGAAACAUAGAGACAUGUACGAGGACGAAUGCUAUGGGAGUCAAUGAUCCUGUCAAAACAGUGUGGUGGAAAGUGGAUCUUGGUGAAGUGUCUAGCAUAUACAGUAUACACAUCCAGUUUCAAAGUUACGACGGUUACGUCGACCGUCAAAAAGGACGAUUGGCGGGAUUCUCACUGUAUGUUUCAAACUCAGACGUAAACUCCCUUGAUGCUAUAAAGAAGACCACUCUGUGUUACAAGGACGGACCUGAGUUACCGCCCCUGAACCUUACAAAAAAGUGCAUGGAAUACGGACGUUAUGUCAUCUUUUACAACGAACGUUUGAAUGAAAUUGCCUACCCGGAUGGAUAUGAAGUUUCCAAUGUAUUUACAGAACUAUGUGAAGUCAUUGUACAAGGAUGUAGCAAUGCCAGUUUCUAUGGUAUUAACUGUGACAAUCAAUGUCCGACCAACUGUAAAGACAGCACGUGUCACAUAGAGAACGGAACUUGCUUCUUGUGUAAACCUGGAUGGACUGGAUUAGAUUGUAAUAUAAAAUGUAGAGAAGGGUGGUACGGUAUGAACUGUACCCAACAGUGUGUAGGACAUUGUAGAGAUGAGGCUACCUGUAACCACGUGACUGGUGUAUGUGACAGUGGUUGUGCUGCUGGAUGGAAGGGAGACUUGUGUAAUGAAGAAUGUAAUGACGGCGGCUAUGGAUAUAACUGUGUCCACAACUGCAGUGGUCACUGUCUGAAUAACUCUCCGUGUAACAAACAGACUGGUCUGUGUGACAGGGGAUGUGAUCCGGGAUAUACUAACAAUAACUGUAGCAAAGAAUGUUUACCAGGAUAUUUUGGGAUCGAUUGUAGCAGAAAAUGUAGCGGACACUGUAUAAACAAUCAACUCUGUGACCAUGUCAGUGGUGUGUGUCCAAAUGGGUGUCAGGACGGUUUUGUCGGAACACUUUGUAAUAAGUCUUGUAAUGAAGGAUAUUUUGGCACAAACUGUUCUUAUGUAUGUUCACCUAACUGCCAGCAUGGCCAGUGUCGACACACAAACGGAUCGUGUUCUUCCUGUGUUGAAGGAUGGAUGGGUGGUAAUUGUACAACUGAGUGUAGAGACGGGUGGUACGGUAUGAACUGUACCCAGAUGUGUGUAGGUCAUUGUAAAGACGGGAUUUCCUGUAACCACGUGACUGGUCACUGUGACAGAGGAUGCGCUGCUGGAUGGAAAGGAGACUUGUGUGAUAAAGAAUGUGAUGACGGGACCUAUGGACACAACUGUACCAACAACUGUAGUGGUCACUGUCUGAAGAACACUCCAUGUAACAAACAGACUGGGAAGUGUGAUCGGGGAUGUAACCCGGGAUAUACCGACAGUGACUGUAGCAAAGAAUGUUUAUCGGGAUAUUUUGGGAUCGAUUGUAGCAGAAAAUGUAGCAGACACUGUAUAAACAAUGAACCAUGUGACCACGUCAGUGGAGUGUGUCCAAGUGGUUGUCAGGACGGUUUCGUCGGAAAACUUUGUAAUAAGUCUUGUAAUGAAGGAUACUUUGGCACAAACUGUUCCCGUGUAUGUUCACCUAACUGCCAGCCUGGUAAGUGUCAACACACGGACGGAUCGUGUACUUCCUGUGUUGAAGGAUGGAUGGGUGGUAAUUGUACAACUGAAUGUUUUGGAUAUUAUGGAGUGAAUUGUAAAGAUGCAUGCAGUGUACACUGUAUUAACCAGACUUGUGACAGAAUCAAUGGUAGUUGUCUGUUUGGUUGUGAAGAAGAUGGGAAUUGUGGUACUACAAAAAAUUUAAAAUUACAUCAGUCUACAUCAGACAAUUUGCCUGCAACUGUUGGAGGAACAGUUGGUGCAUCCGUGAUUGUAGUUAUCGGAGUUAUUUUUGCUAUGUUUGUUGCACGACUAAAACAAAAAUCAGCGAAGCUGGCUAAACGACAGUCAUAUAUGUUGGAAACAGAGCCAUUUCGUAAGUGUAAACCUAUAGCGGAUCACUCCGUAUCACCAGAUUGUAGAUUACAAACAUCAUUUGCUAAUAACGUCGCAGAGUCUACAUAUGCUCUUCCUGAGAAAACAAAACGAGGUCCUCCAACAAAUAAAAACAUUCCCGUUAGGAAUAUGAAAGCACAAAUUGCAAACAUGUCUCUUCAUGAAAACGCCGGAUUUAAAAGUGAAUACCAUGAUAUCCCUCGAGGAGAGCUUCAUCCAUGCAUCGAUGGAAAGAAACAGGAAAACAAAGUUAAAAAUAGAUAUACUACCAUAUUCCCAUAUGACCACUCUCGAGUUAUUCUAAAGACGGUGGGCAGCAAUGAUAAUGGCUAUAUCAAUGCAAACUACAUUGAAGAUACACGAGAGAUCCGGACAUACAUUGCCACCCAGGGUCCAAAGCCAAAAACAAUAGCAGAUUUUUGGAACAUGAUUUGGCAAGAAGAAGUUUGUAACAUCGUCUCUUUGACUAAUCUAACUGAGGGCACAAAGAAUAAAUGCGCCCAGUACUGGCCAGAUAUCAAUGACAAACUACAGGGAGGUACGCUGACAGUCAGACAUCUAGAGGAGAAAACAUACGCUGAGUACAUCAUCAGACGAUUCAAGAUACACAACAAAUCGACCAGAACAGACCGUCAGGUGACGAUGUUCCACUACACCACGUGGUCGGAUCACGGAGUGGCCGAUCCCCUCAGUCUGGUCGUGUUCCAUCGUCACGUGAUCAGAGCCACUGCUAACUCAGCUGGAAAGUACACAGUGGUACACUGCAGUGCGGGAGUAGGCAGAACUGGGACGUACAUUGCGUUAGACGCUCUCUACCGGGAAGGGAAGAGGACUGGUAAAAUCAACGUACCGAUGUACGUCAGGACCAUGAGGAAGGACCGAAUGAACAUGAUACAGGGAGAUGACCAGUACAAGUUACUGUACCUCGCACUGAAGGACGCUUUUUACGGCCAGAAUAAAUGUUUGGAAUCAGAGAAGUUUUUAGGAGAAUACCAAGAACAGACUUGUUAUACCAAUUGUGGAGACAUUUCACAGAAGAAAUCCCCGUCUUCUGAACUUGAGGAGUUACUGUCCUUGAGAAAGGAGUAUACACAGCAAGAUUACAUAUCUGGUCGGGCUCAGAUAUCAGCGAACUACACAGAAAGCGUACUUCCUGUUGAGGAGUUCAUGUGCCACCUGUACUAUAUGAAGGGCUAUAACACCUACUAUAAUGCUGUGCUUAUUCAGUCGUAUCUGGAGAAGGAAUCCCUGAUCAGCGCCCAGUAUCCUCUUUUAGACAACACUGAGGAUUUUCUCAGACUGAUCAAGGACUUUGACGCACGUGUUGUCGUCUUCUUGUGUCCACUCAAGGACAUCGAAUCGACAUCCAAAUGGCUUCCACCAGAAAAUCAACACAAAUUCGACGGGAUUUUCUACGUCAAAAAUAUGUCAUCAAAAAGGAGCAAUAACGUCAAAAUGACAAGACUCAACAUACAACCAACGGGUUUCAAUGAAAUGGAUAUCACUCUUCUGGAAUGCCCGACUUGGAGUGAGAGAUUGAAAAAGGGGGAUAAAAGAGUACUCUUGGAUGUAGUUAAGGCAGUAAAAACUGAAAAGUCUGACCAAAAGGGCCGAGUCCUCGUUCUGUCAAGAGACGGAGCUUCACGCUGUGGUCCAUUCUUUGUUGUAUACAACGUGUUGGAACAGAUUUCUGUGGACAGAGAAGUGGACAUCUUUACAGCUGUACGUCAGAUCCAGAUACGUAGACCAGAGUGUGUCUCCACUGUGGAGGAGUACCAACUUUGCCACGACGCCAUAGCGGAAUAUCUCCUCAAUGACUGCGUUUAUGGAAAUUGUUAAGGAGACAUUGUAAAACCCUACAACAAACACUGGAAAAUUCCUAUAGAGUAUAUGUGUAACUGUAACACUCUUGUUCGAUUUCUGUUUUUGUGGUUUUGUGCUGAUAUAACGAUUGUUUUGAACUUGAAUUUGUAUGAAUAUGAUUGUUUUAAGAGUUAACUAGUUAACAGACUCUAACCCUUUUGAAUUUUAACUGAUAUGUUGAUUUAAGGAAUCAAAGUGUUUUAAUAGCAAUAUUUUACUAAACAAUGUUUUCUUUGUUUUACAACCUGUUUGAUAAAAUUAACCAUAUUUUCAUGUUUAAGGAAUGAAUCUUAUUCUAUUUUUUUAAAGCAUAUUCUCUUAUUAUUAAUAUAUGGUUUCCAAAGUUAUGACAAAUAUUCUACGUACACAAAUCAAUUCCGAGAAUGUAAAAAAAAAGUUUUAGGUCUUUAUCGAAGCCCUCUUUGAAUUUUAAUUUGUUUAGUUUGCAUUCAAAUAUUAGUUGUUUUUUUUAGGUGAAUAUCGUUUGUUAUAAGUAUAAAUUAUAUUCAGGUUACACUGUUUGGCAUAAUGACUUUAAUAUGAUUUUAGUUGUAUUGUUCAAUUUAACAGUGGUUUUGACCUGUACAGUUUUUCUUAUCAAUACUUUUGUGUCCAUGCACUAUUAACUGUUGUUUUUGUUUGUAGUGAACAUAAUUGGUUUCGGAAGUGUCAUAUUUCUUCUAAUAUACAUGUAUAAUUUAAAACAUAGUGUUGAUUGUGUGGUGUUUAUUGUUUUACUUUAACGUUCUUAAAUUUAAUCAUA